Arabidopsis arenosa is the source of this 1305-nucleotide messenger RNA. The record is from the annotation of a GenBank genome assembly. NCBI's taxonomy places the organism in Eukaryota, Viridiplantae, Streptophyta, Magnoliopsida, Brassicales, Brassicaceae.
AAUAACUAAAUCAACAAUAUAGAAGAGAAGAUAAAGAUCUUAUCUUUCUUCUCAUUCUUGAGUUUAUUCCCACAAUGGCGAUUCGGAAGGAGGAAGAAAGUAGAGAAGAACAGAGCAAUUCGUAUCUUCUUGAUGCUCUUUACUGUGAAGAAGAGAAAUGGGAAGAUGAAGGAGAAGAAGAAGUUGAAGAAAACUCUUCCUUUUCUUCUUCUUCUUCUACUUCUCCAUUCGUUCUUUUGCCACAAGAUUUGUUCUGGGAAGAUGAAGAUCUGGUCACUCUCUUCUCCAAAGAAGAAGAACAAGGACUCAGCUGUCUCGAUGAUGUUUAUCUCUCCACGGAUCGAAAAGAAGCUGUUGGUUGGAUUCUCAGAGUCAACGCUCAUUAUGGCUUCUCUACUUUGGCAGCUGUUUUAGCCAUAACUUAUCUCGAUAAGUUCAUCUGUAGCUACAGCUUACAGAGAGACAAACCAUGGAUGCUUCAGCUCGUUUCUGUCGCGUGCCUCUCACUUGCGGCUAAAGUCGAAGAAACUCAAGUCCCUCUUCUUCUAGACUUUCAAGUGGAGGAGACAAAGUAUGUGUUUGAAGCAAAAACCAUACAGAGAAUGGAGCUACUGAUUCUGUCUACUCUCCAAUGGACGAUGCAUCUCAUUACUCCAAUCUCGUUUCUAGACCACAUUAUCAGGAGAUUGGGACUUAAGAACAAUGCUCACUGGGAUUUCCUCAACAGAUGCAACCGUCUCCUCCUCUCUGUAAUCUCCGAUUCAAGAUUUGUCGGGUACCUCCCAUCAGUAGUUGCCGCAGCUACCAUGAUGCGAAUUAUAGAGCAAGUUGAGCCCUUUGACCCUCUUUCAUACCAAACUAAUCUCCUCGGUGCCCUUAACUUAACCAAGGAAAAGGUGAAAACUUGCUACGAUCUAAUCCUCCAACUACCAGUGGACCGCAUCGGUUUACAGAUCCAAAACCAAUCUUCCAAGAAACGCAAGAGUCACGAUUCAUCAUCAUCAUCGUUGAACAGCCCAAGCUGCGUGAUUGAUUCAAACCCUUUCAAUAGCGAUGAAAGCUCAAACGAUUCGUGGUCAGCGAGUUCGUGCAACCCACCAUCGUCGUCGUCCCCGCAGCAACAACAACAACCUCCAUUGAAGAAGAUGAGAGGAGGUCAAGAGAAUGAGAAGAAGAAGCCGAUUUUGCAUCUGCCAUGGGCAAUCGUAGCCACUCCAUAAUCGAAAGCUCGAUUUCGUUUAUAUAUAUUUUUACUGUUUUUUUAACUUUUGAGAACAAUCUUUGUAUUAAACUUCCCCGUUUGCA